This is a messenger RNA of Protobothrops mucrosquamatus (brown spotted pit viper), 1607 nucleotides long. RefSeq names its product activating signal cointegrator 1 complex subunit 1 (gene ASCC1). Bases 240 to 1301 code for a protein of 353 amino acids. Gene Ontology annotation, molecular function: RNA binding. The record is from RefSeq and is a predicted model, not a curated record. Gene Ontology annotation, biological process: DNA alkylation repair; regulation of DNA-templated transcription. Gene Ontology annotation, cellular component: nucleus. The transcript is spliced from 10 exons. NCBI's taxonomy places the organism in Eukaryota, Metazoa, Chordata, Lepidosauria, Squamata, Viperidae.
UAGACACAUAAACGCUUAGAGGUGCGGUUUGGCUUCGGGGGAAAAGGUGGAGGGUUGCGUUGGCGGCGGAGACCGGCUUCUCAUCUCAAAUGCCGGUUUAGUGGAAGAGAAUGAGAGUUUCUCACCACAAGCCCGAAUCGAAGCAGCGGUAACCGUGACCGUGUAUCCCAAACCCUGGCUUGGAGGCCAGGACUUCCGGAUCCCUUACGCCAAGUACAGUUAUUGCAAGAUAAAGAAUUAUGGAAGUACUACGGCCAGUACUGAUAAGAAUUGAUGGGCGUGUUUAUAGGAAAAAUUUUAUUCAAGAGCAAGCUUACCAACAGGAAGAAGAGGAAGAUUUUAAUACAGGUCUUGGAGAUGAUUCAGACGAACCCUGUGAUGCAUUUGUAGUAGAAGAGACAGAAAGAGGAUAUCAAUGUGCUAUGGCCAUUCCUAGUCCACUAUAUAAGUAUAUAAUAGGAAAGAAAGGAGAAACUAGGAAAAAACUGGAGACAGAAACACGCACCUCCAUCAGUAUUCCCAAGCCAGGGGUAGAAGGAGAAAUUGUGAUCACAGGGCAACAUCGGAGUGGUGUUAUUUCAGCACGGACACGAAUUGAUGUUCUCGUUGAAAGCUUCCGUAAAAAACAGCCCUUCACACAUUUUCUGUCAUUUGCACUCAACCAGCCUGCAAUUCAAAAGAAGUUUUUACAAUUCAAAGAGGAAGUGUUGGAGAAAUGUUCCCAUGACUGUGGAGUCAGCAGUAGCCUAUUCCAGAACCCAGCAAAACUCCAUCUGACUAUUGGGACACUGGUACUUCUGAAUGAACAAGAAAUCCAUAAAGCCCAGGAACUCCUGCAGAAGUGUAGAGAAGACCUUGUCAACACAAUUACUGAAGGCAAACCGCUAACUGUGGAAAUAAGAGGUAUAGAGUACAUGAACGAUGACCCAGCCAUGAUUGAUGUUCUAUAUGCAAAAGUCCACAUGAAAGAUGGCUCCAACAGGCUUCAGCUCAUAGCAGAUAGGCUGGUGGAUCAGUUUGUGACCUCUGGACUGAUGAGGAAAGAAUGGGAUAGAGUGAAGCUCCAUGCCACUGUUAUGAACACGGUCUUUCGGAGUGAUCCUAGUGCUGAAGAACCAAAUAACCGGGCCAUGGGCAAACCAUUCAAAGAAAGGGAAUCAUUUGAUGGCCGAACAAUUUUGAAGCUCUUCGAGAACUUCGAAUUUGGAGAAGUGCAGCUGAAUUCUGUCUGUCUCUCACAGCGAUUCUCCACUGACCACUCCGGUUACUACGCCUCGUCUGGGCAGCUCAAUUUCUCCUGAAUUGCAGACCCAUCUGCCCCAAUAGAUUGCACAUAAUGAGAUCCAGGAGUGUCUAGCACAGAAGGCCAUAAUGUGCCCUGCUAUUAGAUCAGGGGUCGCUCUGUCCUCCCCAAUCAACCUUAGAACUUUGCCAAUAUCUGCACAAAACCUCCUGACCUAAGCUGAAUGAAAGAAAAUAGCUAUGCAAUCAAAUAAGUUACUUUGAUUGGCAGGUGUUUUGUUGGGGGAAAAAACAGCUGGAAAUAAAGGCGUAAUGGUACCUGCAUUUGGAAAGCUGUAAAUGUACAGAAAUUACCCAUUAAUUAU